Molecule: messenger RNA, 5187 nt
Organism: Plasmodium inui San Antonio 1
Lineage: Eukaryota; Apicomplexa; Aconoidasida; Haemosporida; Plasmodiidae
Exons: 12
Coding region: 1-5187 (1728 amino acids)
Source: RefSeq, a predicted model, not a curated record
AUGGAUCAUCAGCAUUGUGUGGAGUGUACUAAUUUUAUGAAGGAAAAAAAAAAGGAUGCAAGGGGUCCCCAUUUGGAAAAGCUCCCCAUCGAUGUUAACGGGGAGAAGUUCCUCCACAAUUUUACAACUUACUUGAGGAAUGUGAACCAAGCAUUUAUGCACUCGCGCCACGAAGUGUUUUCCGCUUGCAACUGGAGCAAUUUGGAAAGGGUCCUAGCCGAUUACGGUUCCAGCGAUGUUGUAAAAGCGUUCAGUGCGAGAUUGGCUUGUGCGCGAAGCUUUAGGCUGGCGUUGACAGAGAGUUAUAAGAUGCACAAGGAGGAUCAGUACAUGAAAAGCACUUUGGAUCGGCAGAGCCAGAUUAGACACCGCAAAUUAAAACAAAGGCACUACGAGCAGAUGGAGAAGCAGAUGUUCGCGCGGAACCAGAGAGAGUACAGAGCCUUCGAAAGGAAAGAGCUGCAAAACGAGCGCGAAAAGGGGAAACGAAAAAUGCAGGGUGUUGUCAAGAACAUCAUCCACGCCGCGUUCAAGGUGGCACAAAUGGGAACCACCUACGGAGAUUCCUAUUUUUACAACACUUUGUUCUCCUUGGAGAAGUCUUUUUUUAUGAGAAAAAUAAAAAAUAUGAGUGAGCUUGCCCAGAAUAAUACCCGCAUGAAUGAGCUAACUGUGGCGAGCACGCCGAUGGGUCUGUUUGAGAAAGGGGAAAAGAAAGAGGAAAAAAAAGGGGAGACAAAAGGGGAGGCAAAAGGGGAUAAAACAGGGGAGAAAAAAGGGGAUAAAACAGGGGAGGAAAAAGGCGAGAAAGAGCAAAAAAUGGAGGGGAGAACAACUGGAGGCAGGUCUAUGGGACCGCUCCUCCGGGGUUCGCUUAACCAGCUGAAUUUUCUGAGAUGCCAAGGAACCGUGGACAGGUUUUUCCUCCUGGAUCUGCGAAACAUCUCAGGAAAAAGACACAGCACAGAGAAACGUGCAUACAUGCACAUGUUGGCGGAUCUAGCUAACCAAGGCGAGCUGUCUGGAGUGAACAGGAAAGAACUCCAUUCUGAACGUCCGGACAUACGUUAUGGAAAGCGCUACUCCAAUUAUAGAGCAAAAAUGUUGGAGGGCCUCCCACAGAUCGAUCUGAAUUACGUAAAGGAGAAACUGGGGGAUAAACACUUCUCCAUUUUGCCAAUGGACCUUGUUGAAGAAAUGUACUAUAGUCAUCUUUUUUUUUUUUUUUUCUCUCUCUCUUUUCUUUUCUACCUUUCCAGGCCGAGGGAGAGCCCUUCCUGGGGGAAGUACAAAUUUCCCCUAAGAAUUGCAAUCACAGGGAAAAUCAAAAAAGACGCUGAAAGGUUGGCUGAACAUCUAAGGAGGAGAUUCCACCUAAAGGUGUACAACGCUGAUGAGAUCGAAGAGGACGUCCGGCGGAUCUGCAGCGGAGGGAGCAAUCACGAUGGUAAGUACCCGCGGGAGGAAGCAACUACACACACACAAAUGAACAGAAGGAGAAUCGCCAGGAAGAUAAAAAGGAUUGCUCAAACAUUAAGACAAAAGAAUUAUGAAGAAAAAAACAGGGACAGUCUCUACGCCGAUCUGUUGUAUUACGUCAUAAAGCAUGAUUAUGACCUCUUUCAUCUGAGCAGAAGGCGGAGGAAGAGCAAAGUGUCCAUGGAAGUCUCCCCAAACGAAGGAAGAAGCAACUCAAAAAGGAACAAGUACAGAGGAUACAUCAUCGUCAACUUUUUUUAUUCCCUAAAACAGUACAUCCUGUUUGAGCUGAAAGUGAAGAAGAUUUUUAUUUUCAACGAUUUUUUACAUGAACAUGUUGAUAAUUUAAAAAGGGGAGAAAUAUCACGUGAGGAUAACACACCCCGUAAUAAUCAACCAGAGAUGCCAAGAGAAGAAGACGCAAAACAGGGAGUGAACUAUCCUUGUAGGAAAACUUCACCAAAGGGAAAGAACAAACAGAGUGGUAAUAAGAAGCAAAACGGUAAAGCUGCCACAACGGGGAGUCCCCUCCCCAAGGAUAGCGAUGCACACAUGGAGGAGCAAAUCACAACAGGACAGCUUACAACCCAGAUGGAAAAAAGAAACAUUUUAUUCUUCUCCAAUUUUAUUUGCAACAUUGAUCAUUCGAAUCGCGUCAAGGGAAAGGACCACUUCUCCGGGGCGACUGAUUUACACUUCCAUGUUGAUAGGAGCAAUAGGGAGAUAAACCGAAUUUUAUUUCGCCGCAUCACCAAGGGAGAACUCUCCACGGAGGCUGGCCGAGAAGAGGACAAGGGUGGAAACACAGAGGGAAACUCCUCCCCCAAGAUGAUAAGUGAUGGAUUCGUAAAACUGAAAAGAAUCAACACUACUAGUGUGCUAAGAAGGCAAAGCGACACCGAACUUGGGACGCCACAAAAUUGUAAAAAAAAAAACAAGCAUACAAUGAGGUGCAGAAUUGUAAGUAGGAGAAAGCUUCAAAAAAAGAGGCAAGACGAGAAAGACACCAAGUGUACGUUCUUGGAUAACGAAGGAGUCGACCCUGAUGAGGAAAGGUUCCGCUCCAACUUGCUUCUAAUGAGACGGAUUUUCCAGAUGGACCGAAAUUGUCAAGAGGUAGAGGCAUUCCUAAAAGCGUAUGACGGGAGGUCCAUAUACCCACGGUUUCAUCGGCUGGGGAGGGACCCUUGCAGAUCGGCGAGUCUUCUCGUUUGGAAGGUUUUGCGCAAUGGACGGGGGAGGAAGAUGGAGGAGCCCAGAGGAGGGGAAGUGGAUGACUCCGUGGGGGGCAUAAUCCAAGAAGACGCUAAAAUGGAGGGUAACUGUGGUGCUAGAGGAGGCUCUCCCCGCAGGAUAGACACCGACACAGCCAUCUACUUCAAAAUGCGGUACUGUAACGUUAUCAAGGAAUACGUAUCCCACAUGUUUAACCUCUUCGUGUGGAAAGAAAAUCUGAAAAAAAACGUGGAGCAGACGGUUCAGAACAUACACAGCAAUAUGCACAUGUUCACAGACCAUGUGGAUAUUGAACCCAUUAACGAAAUAAUCCAAUCUUAUAAUCGGUUGAGACAAUCUGGAGUUCAAAACGAGAAAGUGGAGCUAGUCCUGUGUAAGGCGAUAGACACCAUUAUGAUGAGAAGCUGGCUUCACAUUUUGAAGGGGAAAAAUGACUCCAGACAGAAGGAGAAAAUGUGCAUACAGAAAUGGAUUCACAUGCAGAUGUUUCUCCUGAUCUUUUUCGCCUUCUAUCGGAUCAGCAUAGAACAUGAGUUGUAUGUUAAGCUGUCCCACUUUGUCAACGAAAUGGUGUGCUGCCUGCUCAGUCAGGAGGAUGGGUCGCCAUCCAAAAAUGAGAAAGAGAAACACUUGCUCAUUUUUAAUUAUUUCCCGAAAAGUAAAAAAGAUUUUUACUCCUUCGAGGGGGACAAUUAUCACUUCCCAUUUUUGCAAACUCUUCGGGAGGAUGUGCGCAAGUUUCUAACGGACCAUCUGAACGGAAGAAGUUCAAGCAAGGCACGAAGUGAUCAGUCCAGUGGUCAUGACCCCGUCUUCCACACAGGACAGGAGAAGGAUACCCUCCGUUUGACCAAAGAGUUCCAUCUCUUAAACAGCUUCAGAUUUGUUCACAAAUUUAAUUGCCUUCUCAACGAUACGGUUUCAACUCUCAGAGCGUACUUUUUCAUUUUUCACGAUCUUAAUAACUACAUCGACGAUUUUAUCGCUUUGCACUACUUCUCCAUGUACAAACAGGUGAACUUCGCUUGCGCGCGCGUAAAACGGGCCAUCCGAAAGGGAAGGCAUAUCCAUUUUUACUACACAGGGAGGCUUCGAAAAGGAAGGGAAGAAAGACGCCUUCGGGAUGGGAAUGGAAAAGGGAGAGAAUGGAAGAAGACCUCGUCUGGCUUGGCCCAAUCUAGGAAGGAGGACAACAUCUCAGUCAACACGGCAUACAAAUCUGCAAAGAGGAGAAAAAAAACAAAAUGCAACAUUAAAAAUGAGGAACAUCCCUCUUUUAACAUCACCGAAAUGAAACAAUCUUUGCGAAAUAACAUGACGUUUACUUUUUUCAAAAAUAUCUUGAGCCACAUCCUUGUAGAACAUCACUCCGUUAUGAUAUCCAGAGCGGACCUCCAAAAUGCUAUCGCGAAGAGUCUCCUUUUUGUGAAGGAUAAGACAGAACAAGUGAAUAUCUCCAAAUUGAUUGGUGGGACUCUCCUAGACUCCUAUUUCAAAGAACGCAGUGUCUCCCCGGAGCCCUUCCUCCUAGAAGGAAGUCGGAAAGACGAUAAUAACGAUUCGACAUGUGUCUUUCCUAACAGGGAGGGAGAACGAAACAGAUAUGUUUUCUUCCUAGACUUCUUUCUCUUUCUUAUUUUUUUUUUCUUCAAAAAGGAGAACCAUCGUAAUUGCGCUCACAAGAUUUUUCCGAAUUACUUGAACGUCCUGGAGCAGAAGAUGGCAUCCAAGGGAGAGCUCAGUGGGGGCGAAAGGCUGCAGGUGCUAAGGGGCUGCCUCUCCUUUUGGGCAAGCUUGACUGAUGAGGACAGCCCGCUUGGCGGAGGUGGUUUGGCUGAGCAGGGCGUGACCGCAUGGGCCGAAAAGGGCAGAGAAAAGGGCAGAGAAAAGGGUGCACAGAAGCAAGACGGUGCAGAGAAGGGUGCAGAAGAGGGUGCAGAAAAAUGUGGCUCGGAAGACGCCGCGAAAGCUUCUUCAUACGAUGCCGCUAAGCAGGCAGCUAGCCAAAACUGCGCAGAAAGAAACCACCUUAAUGGCACACACCAGGAAAAAAAUUUCCAAAAUUGCGAAGAAAGCAUCGACUACUUCACAUUCGCACAGUUUGCCGCCUUGGGACUAUUCGACUUCGCGAAGGACACACAGAACAAGCUCACAAAGGAAGAAACAAAAAAGCAAAACUACGAAAUUUAUCUGCUAAAUAAACUUGUUUUUAAUUGUUUAUUUUCACUUAGUUUAUUUCCUAAUUUUUACGAACAUGUCCAAAUAUAUGUAAGAAAAUAUUUGUUGAAAAAAAAUGCAGAAUUGGUCUCCUACUUUGAAAAGUGCGUGUUGGAGAAAAUGAAAAAUACAGAGGAGAGGGGGUAUGUCCACGUCGCCCCUGCGCAGGCAUGGGGGGAGGGAGUAAAUGAUUUGAGAAAGGGGCAAGACCAUUCUGCGACGCUGUUUAAUAAUACAAAAAAAAAGGUAGGAUAG